GAUGAUGAGGAUGGGGAGGGAGAAGAUGAUGCCGAAGUCCAGCAGGAGUGCCUGAAGAAAUUUUCAACACCUGACUACAUAAUGGAGCCAUCGAUAUUUAACACCUUGAAGAGAUAUUUCCAGGCAGGAGGUUCUCCAGAGAAUGUUAUCCAGCUCCUCUCUGAAAACUACACUGCAGUGGCUCAGACUGUGAAUUUGCUGGCAGAGUGGCUCAUUCAUACAGGUGUUGAGCCGAUGCAAGUGCAGGAGACUGUAGAAAACCAUUUGAAGAGCUUACUUAUCAAGCAUUUUGACCCUCGGAAAGCAGAUUCCAUCUUUACAGAGGAAGGAGAGACUCCAGCCUGGCUUGAGCAAAUGAUAAUACAUACAACGUGGAGAGAUCUCUUCUACAAGUUGGCAGAGGCCCAUCCUGACUGUCUCAUGCUGAAUUUUACUGUGAAGCUUAUAUCUGAUGCUGGAUAUCAAGGGGAAAUAACCAGUGUUUCAACAGCAUGUCAGCAGCUGGAAGUGUUUUCCAGGGUCCUGCGGACAUCUCUGGCAACAAUUUUAGAUGGAGGAGAGGAAAACCUUGAAAAAAACCUCCCUGAGUUUGCUAAGAUGGUGUGCCAUGGAGAACACACUUACCUCUUUGCUCAGUCCAUGAUGUCUAUACUGGCCCAGGAGGAGCAAGGAGGGUCAGCAGUCAGGAGGAUUGCUCAGGAGGUUCAGCGAUAUGCUCAUGAGAAAGGUCAUGAUGCCAGUCAGAUCACUUUAGCCCUGGGUACUGCUGCCUCCUACCCUCGAGCCUGUCAGGCCCUUGGUGCAAUGUUGUCCAAAGGAGCUCUGAAUCCUGCAGAUAUCACUGUCCUCUUCAAAAUGUUUACAAGCAUGGACCCACCUCCAGUAGAACUGAUUCGAGUACCUGCCUUUCUGGACCUCUUCAUGCAGUCACUGUUUAAACCAGGUGCUAAGAUCAACCAGGACCACAAGCAUAAAUACAUUCACAUAUUGGCAUAUGCAGCCAGUGUUGUGGAGAUGUGGAAAAAGAACAAGAGAGUCAGCAUAAACAAGGAUGAACUCAAGUCAACCUCAAAAGCCAUUGAAACUGUUCACAAUCUGUGCUGCAAUGAGAACAAAGGAGCAUCAGAGCUGGUGGCAGAGCUGAGCACUCUCUAUCAGUGCAUCAGGUUCCCAGUGGUGGCUAUGGGUGUGUUGAAGUGGGUGGAUUGGACAGUGUCAGAACCACGAUACUUCCAGCUGCAGACUGAUCACACUCCAGUUCACCUGGCACUACUGGAUGAAAUCAGUACAUGCCACCAGCUGCUUCACCCCCAAGUUCUACAGCUUCUUGUCAAGCUCUUUGAGACAGAGCACUCACAGCUGGAUGUGAUGGAGCAGCUGGAACUGAAGAAGACUCUCUUGGACAGGAUGGUGCACUUGCUCAGCAGAGGUUAUGUCCUGCCUGUUGUCAGCUACAUCCGCAAGUGUCUGGAGAAGUUGGACACGGAUAUCUCGCUCAUCAGAUACUUUGUGACAGAGGUGCUCGAUGUGAUUGCUCCUCCAUAUACCUCAGACUUUGUGCAGCUCUUUCUUCCAAUCCUGGAGAAUGAAAGCAUUGCAGGUACUAUCAAAACAGAAGGUGAACAUGAUCCUGUCACAGAGUUUAUAGCUCAUUGCAAAUCUAAUUUUAUUAUGGUGAACUAAGCAGUGGAAAAUACCCAGAAUGCAGAGCACGUGAUCACCACUUUGCCAUAGUCUGUACCAGUGAGGUUCUGAACUGGGCAAUGCAGC
This is a messenger RNA of Acanthisitta chloris (rifleman), 1770 nucleotides long. It is a transcript of the gene NELFCD, whose product is annotated as negative elongation factor complex member C/D. The transcript is spliced from 14 exons. Gene Ontology annotation, biological process: negative regulation of transcription elongation by RNA polymerase II. Lineage: Eukaryota; Metazoa; Chordata; Aves; Passeriformes; Acanthisittidae. The annotation marks the transcript as partial. Gene Ontology annotation, cellular component: NELF complex; nucleus. The record is from RefSeq and is a predicted model, not a curated record. Gene Ontology annotation, molecular function: RNA binding.